CUCCUCGGCGCACUGCGCUGACUCUGCAGAAGGAAAUCAUCGGGGGAGUGUAGGAAGGCGUUUUUUUUAAAGCGUUUUUCUCAAGGUAGGACAAGCCGUUACAACACAGCUUCUGCUUGUCAGCUAUCCCUUCUGUUUCCUCGACUUCUUCAGUUUACGGUUUGGGAAAAGAAGAGGGGACAGAGUGUCGUGGUCGUGCGUUCCUCUCCGUGAGACCGACGCGUUUCCAAACGUCCUGCCGCGCGUUUUUCUCAGUGAAGACGCCCGGACACACUGAUUCUCUCUUCGGGAUAAAAAAAACAAAAAAAAAACAAAAAAAGAUUGACAUUUUUCCCGCGUUGUAUACUAAAAACUGUGAUAAACGGCAAAGAUACGUUUGUGAAAGCAACACCGACGGUGAACCACCUCGGACAGCGUGCAGUAUUGAAGAGGAGAAAGUUCCCCACUUGAGGGCGAAAUCAGACUUUUUUGAGGACGCCAACUUUGAAAAGUGCCAGGAGCCCCGGGGUCUGUCAGAUACAACAUGCAGCAAUGUCCAAGGAGGCAGAGUUGGAUGUGAGAGGCAGUAAGUGCGACAUAGUCCCACAAGAGCCCAGCACGGACCCGGAGCCGCCCAGGCCACCUCCAGCUAAGGCUAACCAACCCACCGGCACCGCUGGCGUUUGCACGAGCAUCCCCUCCAGUAGCCACAGUAGCAGCAGCACCAGCAGCAGCAGCAGCAGAAGUGGUCUGGGUGGCAUUAGCAUCGUUAGCAGCAGCGCUGAGGGAGCAGGCGAAAGCUCCAUGCAGUUCAGCACCAGACCGCCUAGUGCUGAGCAGCCGGGCUUCAUGGGGACAUGGCAGCAGCAGAGCACUGACAGCAACCUCCUCUACAGAAUGUCCCAGCAGGGUGCUGUAACGCGGCUUCCUUUGAAGUGCGACAGGUCGACUAUGGGCCGAGACCUAGAAGAGGCCAUUCGCUGCACACUGGUGAACUGCACAUGUGAGUGUUUCCAGCCAGGGAAGAUUCACCUACGAACAUGUGACCAUUGCAAACACGGCUGGGUAGCUCACGCUCUGGACAAGCUCAGCACCCAGCACCUGUACCACCCGACCCAGGUGGAGAUCGUUCAGUGCAAUGUGGUGUUCGACAUCAGCAGCCUGAUGCUGUACGGCACCCAGGCCGUACCUGUCAGGCUCAAGAUCCUUCUCGACCGCCUCUUCUCCGUGCUGAAGCAGGAAGAGGUGCUGCACAUCCUGCACGGACUGGGCUGGACCCUCCGAGACUACGUCCGGGGCUACAUACUGCAGGAUGCUGCAGGCAAGGUGCUGGACCGCUGGACCAUCAUGUCCCGGGAAGAGGAGAUCAUCACCCUGCAGCAGUUCCUGCGCUUUGGUGAGACCAAGUCCAUUGUGGAGCUGAUGGCUAUUCAGGAGAAGGAAGGUCAGGCAGUUACAGUUCCCUCCUCCAAAACAGACUCCGGGAUUAGGACGUUCAUUGAAAGCAACAACAGAUCCCGCAGCCCAGGGCUCCUGACACAUCUGGAAAACAGUAGCCCAUCCAGCAUUCACCAUUUUGAGAAUAUCCCCAACAGUUUAGCCUUCCUCCUGCCUUUCCAAUACAUCAACCCAGUCUCUGCCCCUAUGCUUGGCUUGCCCCCCAAUGGCAUGCCAUUGGAGCAGUCUGCUCUCCGGCUCCGGGAGCCCAGCCUGCCAAACCAAGGUGAACAAGUGGACACCAGUGAGUCAGAAGUGUCCCUAUCACCCUUCCGCACAGGCCAGAGCCCGAGCCGUGGAGCUCUGGGACCCAUGAACAACAUUGAACCCAAGACAGAGCCCAACAACAGGGCAUCACCCAUCUCACCAACCCCUUCCACCCAGCAGGCUCAACAACAGCAGCAACAGCAAACAUCGCUCCAACAGCAGCAGCAGGGCCAACAGCACUCCCAAAAUCAAUCUCAGCAAUCCAACAGGUUGAGCGACCACCAGGCCCACCACCACCUUGUAAAGGAUGAGCAGUCUAAAAGCAUCACCCAUGCUUCCUUUUCCUCCAAGAUGCAUCGUAUGCGCCGCAUGGGCUCCACCUCACGCAAGGGUCGUGUUUGCUGCAAUUCUUGUGGCAAAACCUUUUAUGACAAGGGCACACUUAAGAUACAUUAUAAUGCUGUACACUUGAAGAUCAAACACCGUUGCACCAUUGAGGGCUGCAAUAUGGUCUUCAGCUCACUACGCAGUCGCAACCGCCACAGUGCCAACCCGAAUCCACGGUUGCACAUGCCCAUGCUGCGCAAUAAUCGCGACAAGGACCUCAUCCGUUCAACCACUGGUACACCUGUCAUCUCAAGCACCAAGAAUGGUGGCUUCACACUCACCAGCCCUGGAAGGCCACCACUGGGCUUCACUACUCCACCGGUAGACCCGAUGCUUCAGUCACCCCUGCAAAGCCCACUGGUUUUCCCGUCGCUGAAGUCAGUGCAGCCUGUCCAGCCAGUACCCCCUUUCUACCGCACACUACUGUCCCCUGCGGACCUUGUCAGUCCUCCUGUGUCACUGCCCACCAGCCCCAUCCUGCCCACAACCACCAACAGUACCACCCUGAUGGACCAACAACAGCAUCUCCUGGCUGCUGCAGCAGUGGCUUCACAUAAUAAUGUUCAUAUGUCAGAGAUAGUCCCCAUGUCCCACCGCUUACACACAACUAGCGCCAAUCACGACCUCAACACUGGCAGCAGUGACCCCACGCCCAAAAAGAAGCCUCGUAAAUCAAGCAUGCCAGUGAAGAUUGAGAAGGAAGUGAUUGAUGUGGCUGAUGAAUACGAGGACAAAGAUGAUGAUGAUGAUGACAUCCACCAUAAUCACCACCAUCACUCAUCCCUUCUUCACAACAAUGUCAAAAUGAAUGGUAACUGUAACAGCAACAACAACAGUGGCAGUGGUACUGGGAACCACAGUGGUGGCAGUGGGCAGCAAUCCCCUUCCCAGGAUGAGAUGAGCCCUGGCCUAGCUCUGAGAGGCAUGAUGAGACAGAGUGAAGAUGAAUGCCGGGAAGGGACUGGCAGUGACAGCAGGGGUGGGAAUGAUCUGCAAGGCUCUGGUGAGCUACGUUGUAUGGGCAGCUUCACCUCUGAGGACCAGGAUCAUGAAAGAGACUUUGAGAACGAAUCUGAAACCUCUGAUUCCAAGAUGUUCUACCGUGAUGAGCUGAUGGAUGUGGAGGAACAGCAAAAGCAAAGCAGGGGUGGAAGGUGUCUGGACAAGGAACAGGAUGAUGAGGGUUGUGACGAAGCCCAGUUGAGAAAGGAAAUGGAAGGCAAGGGUCAUUCCUCACCCUCCCCUCAUCAGCCCCCUAUCAGGAUCAAGGAAGAACUCAACGAUCCUACUUACGACAUGUUCUGCAUGGGCCAGUAUGGCCUCUAUAACGGAGGCAUGGCAGCGGCUGCUGCUGCUGCAAGCAUGGCUGCUCUGCAUGAGAGCUUCAUCUCUUCGAUGGGCUACGGUGCCAGCCCACCCAAAUUCCCUUCUUCUCAAUCACCAGAGGGAGACCCAUGCUCAAGUCCUGACCCCAAGAUCUGCUAUGUGUGUAAGAAGAGCUUCAAGAGUUCCUAUAGCAUGAAACUGCACUACAAGAAUGUGCAUCUCAAAGAGAUGCAUGUGUGCACUGUGGCUGGCUGCAACGCUGCCUUCCCUUCCCGGCGGAGCCGAGACAGGCACAGCUCCAACAUCAACCUGCACCGCAAACUGCUGACCAAAGAGCUGGACGACAUUGUCCUGGACCCCCAACUCCCGCCACUGCCCAAGGACCUGCGAGCCGAGUUACUGGCAAAGAUCUACGCCGGGCACCACAUGGGCUUGGACCGAUAUGCCGGGAUUGGCAUCGGAGGCGCCAGUCUCCGGCCCACUGGCAUGAACCACAAUGCCCAUUCCCCCAUGAGCAGUGAGUAUCCCCACCACCCUCUCAACCAUAACCUUAAAAACCACCACACCAACGGCUUCUCCCGGGCCCAGCCAGACGACUACAUGGUGUUGGACCUGAGCACCACAUCCAGUGUACAAUCCAGCAGCAGCGUCCACUCCUCACAUGAGUCAGACGAGGGCAGCGAUGAAGGCAUCCUAUUGGAUGAUCUGGAGGAGGAGGGAGAAGAGGAUGAGGAGGAGGGCAACAGUGAGGGGGAGGACUGCUCCCAGCAUGCCGAGGGGCGGGCUGAAAGAAGGCAUCGGGAUGAAACUGGAGAACUAAGAGGAGAAGGACCUGGUGAGGGUUUGGAACCUUCCUCCUCACCAUUCCUUUUUUUGCCCACCGGGGGCAGUAAUGGUGGCAACAGUGGGAUCCUCUGCAACAUCUGCCAUAAAAUGUACAGCAACAAAGGAACCCUGCGUGUGCACUACAAGACUGUGCACCUGCGCGAGAUGCACAAGUGCAAAAUCCCCGGUUGCAACAUGGUGUUCAGCUCUGUGCGCAGCCGUAAUCGACACUCUCAGAACCCCAACCUCCAUAAAAACAUGCCCUUCUCUACAAUAAUAGACUAAAUAAUGCCUUGCUAUUCGACCCUGCGGUCAGUCGGCCCGCUCCUCCCUUCGUUCCUCAUCCUUAUUCCUCCUCAAAUUAGCUUUUAAUCCCGGCCCAGGGCCGUCAAAUACAAGCUAAAUGCCUGUAUGCCUCCUGCCCGUCCUCUGUAAGUCAUUGCAAGACAUUUCUAUAACCCUCUAUAAAAUUCAUCGACUCUAAAUACAGUUUAUUAUUGUGACCUUUGACUUUUCCUUCUUUGGAAGAACAGGAUGACGCUCUUGCGCAUGGAGUUUGCUUUAUAACUAUUUUUUUUUUUGCAUAAGCCCCUCCAUCUUUCCUUUGAGACUUCUCCCCGCUUUGUUUUUGUCCGUCUCCAAAGAAUCUAUUCAAACUCUUAUUUGUGACUUUGCCUGCAGAAAUGAUAGUAUUGAGAAAAAAAAAGAAAAUCUUCUUGUUGUAUUUGUGUAAUGAUAGCUUUUAAAUCAACCCCUUACAAAAGCAUGACAGCUUCAUUUGUAAAUAAUGUUCCAAGAGGCUUUUGGUGUAAAAGAGUUGUGUUGAUGGUUGUUUGCUUCUUUUUUCUCUCUCGUUAUGGUUUUAUGUUACAGUCCAGUACAAUACUUCCAGCUAUAGGCAAGAAAGAGGUAGCAUCUUACUAGCUUGACUCAUUUAUGUUAGCUUCAAAGACACGUUUUAAACUAAGUCCUAGGGAAAAAAAAGAAUAUCAUGUGACUUGUUUUAUCUACUUGUUAGAUAUUCAGAGGUUGCCGGCAUGCUUUUUUAGGCUCCUACACUGAUAUCAUUCUCUGUAUUUCUAUUGUUUUUUUUGUUUUUGUUUUUUUGUCUGUUAUGUUUAUGAGCUUUAGCAUACCAGUUCAGUUUUUGCACUUUGCAUCUAUACAAGGGGAUGUGUAAUAUUAUUAUGAGGACUUUUGCAAUGGUGAGUUUAAAUGUUGUACGGGGUCAUUGAUGGCUACAGUGCCAAGGUAAAUGAUAAUACCUUCAACAUACUGUACUUGUGCCAGUUUCUUUUUGCACAUGCUCAGUUUCAAACAGUUUCACAGCAGAAAACGUCUCACCGCCCUGAACAAAACCUGAGAUCUUCCCGAUCGCUAAACAACGUAUUCAGAAAGGGUCUCCAAAGUGUCUUGCCUCACAACAAAUCCAAGUGUGACUGAAUAUAAACUGCUGUUUCACAAACACAAAGGAGUUAAAUAUUGAUAAAGUCUCUCCUCUUUCUUUGUUUGUUUAAUUUGUGUAUGGUUACCAGGUCGGAUCACGAUAAUUACUUCAGAGGUUCAGUGGGGUCAUCUGUGUAAAGCAUGACAUUAUUGUGACAUUGUCAAACAAAGUUAUCAAGAACUCGUGGUUGUUCUUACAAAAGGCAUCUUAAUGAAAUAUAACUGUCCCAAUAGAUUGGAGGAAAAAAAAAAAGAGAGAAAAAAGAUGGAAAUAGUCAUUCAACUGUGACCAAAACAAAACUAAAUUGUUUGCUUAAGAAGAGCUCCUUUAGUGUGGCAGUAUGUACUUAAAUCAUGCCCCAUUGGAUUAAUAUGAUGCACUUGAGUCUUAAAUCUUUUGCUGUGAUAUUUUCGGUAUCGGUUUCCAUUGCUGAGUGUCAGCUACAAAUGUACUCUAUGAAAGAUGUUGCCAUUUUCCUGGCUGUUGUUUGCAGCCAUUUUUAACAUGUCCAUGACUGUCUUACGGUACAAAUAUUUCCAGUAACUGGGCAAAGUAGCCAAGGGAAGGGGUAUUUAUUGGUGGGUGAUAUAUCUUCAUGGAGAUGUGUUUGUCCAGUAUAAGAAUAUUUUUUGUAAAAAGACAAAAAAUAGAGAUUGUUCCUCAGUUUGACUUGUUUAUCAAUGUAUUAGCAAUGCCAUGUGUUACAAUACAAGGAGAUCUUCUCUUACUUGACUGGUGCUACACAGAGGGAAAAAUAUGUGUUACGUGGUGUGCUGUACAGUAUUCACAACACCUUACAUCCAUAACAGUGUUGAGUUCCAUUUGUUUCAUACUUAAGCCAUUUUGCAAUAUAGACAUGACCUAUUCUAGUGAAAUAUUUCAUGUCUUUUUUUUUUUUUAAGACUCCACCUAUAUGACACAUGCAGUUUUCAGUCUUCUCUUCUCAGAGAUAAAGAGAGCGAGACAGAGAGCUGAGGCUGAUGGAAAGGUUGCGGAGGUGGAAGGCUGACUAGGGAGGAAAGGAUGACAGCAGCGAUCAUUAAAAAUGUGCUGCUUCUCCGUUACCUGGAGGCGUCCCUGCCAUUCCAGCUUCUUCUGUCUAAUAACUCACUUGUCACUUCGUUACACUGCCAGACUCCAAGGUUGCUGACAAGACUAUGACACUGACAGAAAGAGAAAAGAAAGGACAGAGACUGUGUGCUCCGAACAAUUCAAUUUGACCCAUUCAAUUUAGCUGAAUUCAGUUAAUCUAUUCAUUUUCUGUGUGUGCUUAUUCUGAUUCAGGGUCGCUGAUAAUUCAAUUCAGCUCUUUACCCUCAUUCUGUUUUUCUCUUUGUCUGUCAGAGCGCAGUCAUUUAACAACCGCCUUACCCAUUUCUUCAACCCGCCACUCACUUACCACCUCCACACCCCACAGCGCAAGUCCUACAGGGACACACACUAAUAGUGUAUGCUUAAGUUCACCGGACGGCCAUGGCAUAGGAAAAAGGGAUGGGUAAUUGCCUGUUUAUCCCAAGUGAAGGGAAAAUUGAGUACAGGAACCCCUGCCUUCUCCCAGGAGUGGGUUUCACUGAGGCGCUUGCUGCCUCAUUCACUCAUUCAAUCCCCCCGGCACUCGCUCUGGCAGAAAUAAAAAAGUGCUACUGCAGGAACCCUGCUGACAGCUGUCUCUCUAACACACAACCAUACAAACACACACACACACACACACACACACACACACACACACACACACACACACACACACACAGGAAACAAAACUCUCCAUCUACCAUUAACAUUAUAGCUGCUGACACUACAUAGAAAGCUAAUAUUCUGUUAUGGAGGAUGGUGUGAGCAAGCACUGAGUCAGGCAUGGAAAGCUCAAAGCUCCUAUAAGUAGUAGUAUUUCAUUAACAUUUAUUUUCAUUUUCUAAUACUUUUCCAUUUACAUUUAACCUAAAGAGGACACUGUUUAAUGAAGAAAAUAUAUUAAAAAGGCCAGCAAGUUCACAGAUUGAUUUGAACUCUCCAGAAUUAAGAAAGCUAUGCCCUUCUUCAUCUGAGAAAACACGUUCUCUCAGUGUUUUUUAGACUCCACCACACUCUUCAUGCACUGUUCCUUGCUGUCCAUUUCUCAAGCAGCUGCUGUGCGUGACCUCUAUCUGUGUACAUGCCAGGAAGAAAACUGAAUAUCAUAGAAGAGACUUUCUUAUAACACAAUUCUCCCACCUCCUACGGGCUGCUUGUGAGUCCUGCAUGAUGCUGGUCAUGCCAGCUCAGAGGCUUGAAACAGAGCUGAGAAAACAUGCAAAGUCCAGCAUAGCAAAGGAGACAGACGGCAAGAGAGAAAGAGAAAGAGAGAGAGAGAGAGAGAGAGAGAGAGAGAGAGAGAGAGAGAGAGAGAAGGGAGAGAUGGUGGAAAGGGAUUGGGCUUAGAAAGUGGUCUGGCUGGAGCCUUGCGGCAGUCACUUAACAAGGCAGGGGAGAAAGAGAGGAACACAGGGAGAGGAGAGAGCAAGAGAGCAGCAGGGCCAGGACUCCCCAGGAGUCUUCGCCAGCUUCUUCUAGAUUGCCUGCUGGAGAGCGAUCGAGCCAGCCCUCACAUUUCCACCCCUCUCCCCUACACUCUUCUCUCCUCUGAGAAAUGACCACCAAUUUCCCCCUUCUCCUCUGAGAGAGCCCCCAAUCCAAUCUUUGUCUUUCUUACUUCUCCAACCACAUGGACCCAGGUGCAUCCUGCUACCUAGUGACCGGGCUGUGGAUCCGCGGGAACACGUCACUUAGAGCGCCCGAUUGGCCCGGACCACUGAAGUGAAUCUUUAAUAUUUGAUUAGACGAGCGUCAGGCAUCAGUUAUUCUGUAAUUCUACAUAGCACACAGAGGGGAGAAGUGGAUGGCAAACGGCUAAAGCGGCUGACCUGUUAAUCACUGUCCGUUUUGUUCACGUCACAGCGUGAGCACAAUAGGUGUAAGCGGAGAGAAUGAGAGGUGACACUGCAUGCAAACUGUCCAGUUAUUAGUCAUGUAACAAAGUGGGAUUAAAAUGUUUGAUAGGACAUUGUAAGAAAUAGGCAGAUGGAAGAAAAAUACACACAUUUUUGUAUAGAUGCUUCAGUCUCAAGUUAUAUUCUUAAAAAAAAAAAAAAACUACCCUCAUUAUACCCUCAUUAAUUUGAACUGGAACCUGUGAAAUGUCGAGAAUUAAUUCAUAUAAUGUUUUCCAUUGUGCCAAUUAUAUUUUAUAGUCUUAAAGUGUAAAUAAGCUUGAGACCUGGUGAAUUUAGAUUUUUUUUUUUUUUCACACUGUUUUUGUGUAUCCAAUGCAUUUAUGUCUUUAAAAGCCCAUGUUAUGGCACUGGCACUCGACAGCGUUGCAUGGCUACAUCGUCGCACUGCAAAGAACGAACAGAGCAGGGGAGCUUGCGUCACUUUGGUGUCAAAAUGGUGAUUUGAAAGCCUCAUGAAUACUGUAUGUUACCUAAACAGGUGUUUCCCAUUUGCAGACAGGAGGAAGAAAUGGUCCUCUUUCUAAAAGACUCUUGUUUCUUUCUUUUCUUUUUUUUUUUUUUUGCCUUUCUUGUAUUUGUUUUUGUAUCAUAACUGUCUAUGGUUUUUGCAUAAAAUGCAUAAGGGUUUUGGGAUGUAAAUGGAAUUUUAUUCAUAUUUUGUCCAAAUACCUCUUGUAAUUUGUAUCAGAAUUCUUGUACAAUUUUUAUAUUAAAGAUUUAUCAGUCA
Molecule: messenger RNA, 9385 nt
Organism: Perca fluviatilis (European perch)
Lineage: Eukaryota; Metazoa; Chordata; Actinopteri; Perciformes; Percidae
Gene: bnc2
Product: basonuclin 2
Exons: 7
Coding region: 532-4506 (1324 amino acids)
Biological process (GO): regulation of DNA-templated transcription
Cellular component (GO): nucleus
Source: RefSeq, a predicted model, not a curated record